AUGGACAAGUCGGAGGAGUUAGACAAAUCGCAGGAGCUGGACCCUUUUCCUCAAGGGAAAAGCACUUUUGCGAUGAGUUUUGAUCCUAUUAUUCAGCAACGCACAUACGAUAGUAAAGAUAUUAUGGGUCUUUUAAAAGGUGUAGCCAUAUUAGAUCUUAGUAGUGAUAUUGUGUUGCUGAAACCUUUUUCAAAUACAUACUUGAAUGAGAUGGAGGCAUCACCUGCGUUUAAAUUAUGCUUGAAGGAGUAUGAACCACGGUUAUCAGUGAAACCAAUCAAACGAAAACACUUUCACUGUCUGCCACUUCGUGUGGAAAAUGUCAUUAUUGCCCUCUCCGUUAGUUUAUGGCGUACAACACUGCGUAGCAAUGAUCUUAUUGAAGCUCUCAGAGAGCGUUUUUUAUCUGGUUUAGAUGAAAAACAUCGUUCUAAGAAAAAUAAAUUACCUGUUCGAAUGUUGUUUAGAUUUCUUAAUGAAAUGUCUGUGGAUGUUGUUGUGAUGUCUAUGGAAAAGGAAAAAAUAGCCGUAUUUCGCGCAAAGUCCUCUCAACAGAAACCACUCUCUGAAUCUAAUGAUCCAAAAGUGGGAAUAUCUCCAGCGAAAGAACGUACACUUGUUGCAUUAGAAUUUGAUGCUGCUUGUGGUAUAUGGUCUCCUCUGCAAUUAUCACCUCCACCUUCAACACCACUGUUGUCGAUGGUUUCACAUGGUAAGCAAUCUCAGGUGAGUGAACAAGAAACUUUUGAUGAAACGCGAUCACAAUCGCAAGCCCUUAGUACUAUUAAUAUGAUGAGAUCAAAUGCUACCCCAUUAACCUUUGAACUUGGACAAAGUAGUAAUAUGGAUACUAUGGUAUUUGAUCGUACAGUUUAUAAUCCACAAAUGGUACCUCUUAAAGCAAAUGGUGAUGUCAAUAAUCUUGAAGAUGGAGAGAGUGGAAAGGAAAAUGCACAACAUUCACCUUUUGCAGGAAUGAGGUAUCCAAAUAUUAAUCAAUUAGAUCUUCAAUUAUGGGAAGUUUUACGACGUGGAUUACAUCCAGCAUUGCGCCGUAAUCGUAUUCGUUGUAUAGUUACAUUUCCCCUUGCAUUGAUAGCUUUUUGUUUGGGUUUGGCUCUCAUUAUUUAUUUAAGAAUUUCUUUAAAAGCAUGUUUUAAUGAUACUUCAACAGAUGUAUGUGUAUACGCAAAUGAAGAAACAUCUAUAGAAAAUUGUACAAUACCAUUUUUUAAUAAUACGAAUAGUUCCGUCCUUGAUGAAUCUGUUAACGCUUUUUUAUUUGGUUAUGCAGCAAGUCCUGGUACUUUUAUUGUAGCUGUUACAUGCUGUAUGUUUGCAGCGGCACUUAUGGCCAUUGGAGUAAAUUACUUUACAACACGGGCCAUAGCUACAGGAAGUACACAACCUCUCUUUUAUAUUAUUAUAAUGGUUGCACACGUUAUCCUUGGAGUCGUUGGGUGUAGUUUUUCUGCAUAUGCACUUUAUGUUCUUUCACAUGAAUCACACCAAAUCUCCUGUUCUUGGUUUGAUAACGACAUGAAGGUUUAUUGUAUGGCGGCAAUGAAUAUCUGUCCAGGUAUUAUGAUUGAAAUUCACUUGCAGCCUAUCAUCCCUAUUGUUCUUACUCUAUCUAUUCUAUUAUUAUGUUUCUGCAGUGUGCAGUUUAUCGUAUCUCUUGUACCGCCCAUGCCAGACCACAACACGAUAGCAGCAUUAGAAAAGGCAAAGUCCGAGACGUAUGUGUUUUACCCGAGUGCAUAUGCCCCAGACGGUAUUUCAAAAGUAAAUAAGUUGUGGUUACGUGCACGUAUUACCCGUCGUCUCCGCAUGCAACUGCGCGAAGAGGUGAAAUUACAUAAUUUUCUUCUCACACGUAAUGCCACUAUAGGAGAAAUGAUGCGGGCCAAUCGUGCCCAAAGCCUCGGAGAAGGGGAAUAUCAAGAAACCACUUUACAUAAACAACAAGAGCAGAAGUGGCUUGGUGAAAGUCUUGAGAGACCAUUACAUUAUAUGGUAAUGAUAGAUGAGUCUAAUAAUGUGAAUGGUUUUACCGGGAAACAGCACCAGCACCAACAGAAGAGAAGUAAUGAAGAGAGAGUGGCAGGGGAGAGUAAAAGGAUACGCCGAGAAAUACCGUCAAAACUUCUUACGGAGGUGGAAGAGAUUAGUCAUAGAGUUAAAGCUUCAAAAAAAGAAUUAAAGCUUCAAAAAAAUCAUAUAGAAACAGUUCGCUAA
This is a messenger RNA of Trypanosoma theileri, 2238 nucleotides long. RefSeq lists its product as uncharacterized. Lineage: Eukaryota; Euglenozoa; Kinetoplastea; Trypanosomatida; Trypanosomatidae. The transcript has a single exon. The coding region runs from base 1 to 2238 and encodes 745 amino acids. The record is from RefSeq and is a predicted model, not a curated record.